This is a messenger RNA of Eimeria tenella, 1608 nucleotides long. RefSeq lists its product as uncharacterized. Gene Ontology annotation, cellular component: MCM complex; nucleus. The transcript is spliced from 10 exons. Gene Ontology annotation, molecular function: ATP binding; single-stranded DNA helicase activity; 3'-5' DNA helicase activity. The record is from RefSeq and is a predicted model, not a curated record. The coding region runs from base 1 to 1608 and encodes 535 amino acids. Lineage: Eukaryota; Apicomplexa; Conoidasida; Eucoccidiorida; Eimeriidae. Gene Ontology annotation, biological process: mitotic DNA replication initiation; DNA replication; double-strand break repair via break-induced replication.
AUGGUGAAGGAGCUUUCCGAGGAGGACUUGCAUGCAAUCCGCGAGCUGUCUAGACACCCCAACAUUCGAGAAAGAAUUAUUAAUUCCAUUUGUCCAACUCUUUCUUCUUCAAAACAAAUCAAAACUGCAAUUGCUUAUUCCCUCUUUGGGGGAGUUCCCAAGGGGCGCGAGGCUGCUGCUGCUGCUGCCCACGCUGCCGAUGCUGCUGCUGCUGCUGCUGCUGCUGCUGCUGCAGCAGCAGGGGAAGACCCCAAGGAAACUGCGGGGCAGCAUGUCAUUCGCGGAGACAUUAAUGUGCUGCUCCUCGGAGACCCCGGACUCGGAAAGUCCCAAGCCCUCCAAUACGUCGCCCGCACUUUCCCCCGCAGCGUCUCCACCACGGGCAAAGGCGCUUCGGCCUGCGGGCUCACUGCGGGGGUUAGAAGGGACCCGUACUCCGGGGAGUGGAGCCUGGAGGGGGGGGCUUUGGUGCUGGCGGACGAGGGGAUUUGUUUGAUUGAUGAGUUUGACAAAAUGACGGAAAAAGAUCGGGUGUCUAUACACGAGGCCAUGGAGCAGCAAAGCAUCUCCAUCAGCAAAGCCGGAAUCGUCACAACUCUCCGAGCCAGAUGCGCCGUUGUUGCUGCUGCCAACCCCAAAUUCGGCCGCUACAUCCCCUCGUACACCUUCAAAGAAAAUGUGGACCUCAGCGAUCCAAUUUUGUCGCGCUUUGACCUCAUUUGUGUCUUGAGAGAUAUUCCUGACGCGGACGAGGACUUUGCGCUGGCCCAGUAUGUGCUGAGCAACCACCAGCUGCAUCACCCCACAGUCUCUUUGCUGCAGCAGCUGCCGCAGCAGCAAAUGGAACGCCUGGAGACACAAAUGAAGGCCCUGGAGGCCCACGAGCCCAUUGACCAGGAGCUGCUUCAAAAAUAUAUUCUCUACGCAAGGGCCUACUGCCACCCCACAUUUGACUGCUCCCUUCCCGCCCUCAGCAGCAAACUCUCUUCUUUCUACGCGAAGCUGCGGCGCCGUGCUGCAGCUUCGGGGGGUCUUCCCUUGACUUUGAGGCACGUGGAGUCUUUGCUGCGGAUAUCGGAGGCGAACGCGAAAAUGCGACUGUCUCCGACAGUUUCUUCUUUAGAUGUGGAUUUUGCAAUUGCUGCUGUUUUGUCUUCUUUCAUAUCUUCGCAAAAGUUCGCAGUGCAGCAGAAGCUGUCGCGGGAGUUCGCGAGGUACACGGCGUUGGCUACAGGAGGCUGGGCGACUCUUGCUGCGUUGCUGCGUCGGCUGCUGCAGCAGCGGCUGCAGCGCGCUGCGCUGCUGCAGCAGCAGCGCGAGCAGCAGCAGCAGCAGCGGCUGCAGCAGCAGCGGGGAGCAGAAGCAGCAGCAGCAAGCGGCGAAAAGCUGCUGGAGCAAGCAGACAUUGACAAAGCCAGGAGAGUUGAGUUUACAGACUUCUUGAGGCUCGCCAGUCAACACAAAUUCAGCGGCUACCAAGUUGAGCAGUGGCUUGCCUCCAAGACCUUCAAGGCUCACUUUUCCCUCAUUGAGGUGGAGGACAACUGCAAAGUGCUCGUCAGCAACAGCUGGCGAAGAGAAGCGCCCAGUCAAACCACUGCAGCAUGA